AUGACAUUCCUCUUCUCCAUUCGACCAGUUCAUGCAGCAUACUCAACUUCAUCCAAAGGAUGGAUGAUGCGGCAGGCCAAGGAUCCUUACGUUAAGGCUGCAAAGGCCAAUAUGUACCGUGCCAGGAGUGCAUUCAAAUUAAGCCAGAUCGAUCAAAAGUACCGUGUGAUUCCACAUGGAGGUGUGGUAGUAGACUGUGGGGCUGCUCCUGGAGGUUGGACCCAGGUUGCUGUGGCUAAAGCCCAGAAAAAGGGACUCGUUGUUGCAGUUGACUUGUUACCAAUGGACCCUGUCUCAGGUGCCCAUUGCAUAAAGGGAGAUUUCAUGUCGCUCAAGGUUCAAAACAAGGUCAAGGCAUUGUUGGGUCGCCGCAAAGCAGACCUGGUUUGUUCAGAUAUGGCACCUAGUUUUAUGGGAAAUCACAUGGCUGACCACGCAAGAUCCAUGGAAUUGUGCGAAUCUGCUCUCACAUUUGCACAAACAGUCUUGGCAACUAAUGGAUGUUUUGUAGCAAAGUUUUUGAUGGGUGGAACAGAAGUAGAAUUUAGACGUAAAUUGCAGACAAUGUUUUUAAAGGUAAAGCAAGAGAAACCGGACGCAUCACGGAAACAAUCGACCGAAGGUUUCUUUGUUGCUCUUGGUUACCGUCCUAUAAAACAAUCAAAAGAAGAAGACGAAGAAGACGAAGAAGAAUCAGGAUUAAGAUUAGAAUCAGGAUUGGGAUUAGGAUUAGAAGUAAAAGUAGAAACUGAAAUAGAAGUAAAGGAAAAUGAGCAAAAAGAUCAAAAAGACAGUGAAGAAGCAGAAUUCAACUCAAUUCAACCCAAAAAACACAUCUUGUAA
This is a messenger RNA of Phycomyces blakesleeanus NRRL 1555(-), 843 nucleotides long. RefSeq lists its product as hypothetical. Gene Ontology annotation, biological process: RNA methylation. The record is from RefSeq and is a predicted model, not a curated record. Gene Ontology annotation, molecular function: rRNA (uridine-2'-O-ribose)-methyltransferase activity. Gene Ontology annotation, cellular component: mitochondrion. NCBI's taxonomy places the organism in Eukaryota, Fungi, Mucoromycota, Mucoromycetes, Mucorales, Phycomycetaceae. The transcript is spliced from 3 exons. The coding region runs from base 1 to 843 and encodes 280 amino acids.